UGGAUUUUUUGCAAAUAUUGUUGAACAAGAAAAAUUAUACGAUAUGGACCAGACUUUACCUGAUGAUGCCUGGAAAGACUCUUUUGAUAGAUUGUUGGAUCCCCUACCUAAUCUACGAGAACUCAACUUAAUAAAGAAGAAUGUGCGAAAAUCAUUUAAUAUGGAUUCCAGUGUAGAAAACUCCAAUCCAAACAUGUUGAGCGUCGAUGACUGUUCCUUUCCAAACGCAAGAAAUAACCUUACGAAUGCUAGUGAUAAAUUAAGCGUAAUAAAUAAAUUCGGCAACUCCAUCUCAACUCCUUUUGCGAAACGCUUUCCCGAUAAUCUGUUUGAUUGUGCGCUAUCGCCGAUAGGUGGUAUGAAACUAGAUGGAUUCCUUCCUAAAGAUCUAGAAAAACUUGGACAACCACGGAAGCAAGUUUAUUUUCGUGUGAAUACAAUCAGCCCUGAAACGUCUAUCGAUUCAUCUUCGAUGUCUCAAUCUGAACCCACAUUGAACGCACAUCAGAUAUCAAGAAGACAGACUCGAUCUUCACUUGUUCUGCAGCCUGGCAAAUGGCGCAAGUCCUUACGUACCUGGUGUCGUACAAACCACAACGAAAUAUCUGGUCGCACCAGUCCAAAACAAUGCUUCAAACCGCGAGAUGUAAAGUCUGAUGAUUUAAGAGUUCUUCGGAGAAACUCACGAAAGUCGCAAUACAUAAAUCGUAUUUCAGAACAUGAUUUUCAGAUAAACUUCGAAAAGGAAGUGUUAAAGUACUGCGGGCAAUCAAAGCCGAUUAAAUUUAGUGCAGCUUAUGCUGCUGCAAAAAUGUUGAAAACUUGCAAGAUUGGCGAAGGAGUUUACGGAGAAGUAUUUAAAUAUACACCAAAGAAUAAAAUGGUAUCUAGUGUAGUCUUAAAGGUGCUCCCGAUCGAAGGUUCUAGUUUGGUCAACGAGGAAGCUCAAAAGACUUUUGAACAAAUAUUGCCUGAAAUUAUAAUUUCUAAAGAGAUGAGCGCACUACGAACAAAUCAAACUACCUCUACGAGUGGAUUUGUGGAUUUAUACAACGUGAACUUGGUGAAAGGAAAAUAUCCAAAACAUUUAAUUAGACUCUGGGAAGAUUAUGACGAGGAAAAAGAAUCUGAAAAUGAUAAUCCUACGAUGUUUACUGAUAACCAGUUAUUUAUUGUUUUGGAGCUAAAAUUUGCUGGCACAGAUAUGUCAUCUUUUGCUUUCCAAAACGCUGAACAGGGUUAUUUUGCAUUGCUGCAGGUUACAUUUACAUUAGCUGUUGGAGAAGAAGCAUUUCAAUUUGAGCAUAGAGACCUACAUUGGGGAAACAUACUCAUUGAGAAAACGAUGAAAAAGUUUAUUGAUUUUAAACUUGCCGGAAAACAGAUUUCGGUGGCAACAAGAGGGAUUCAAACUACCAUUAUUGAUUACACAUUGUCAAGAGUAACUGUUGCGGAAUGCUGUCAUUAUAAUGACCUCUCCCAAGAUGACGAUUUGUUUGCGGCCACCGGAGAUUACCAAUAUGACAUUUACCGCAUGAUGCGAGAUGAACUAAAAAAUAAUUGGUCGGCGUACUCUCCAAAAACCAAUGUGCAAUGGUUGUCCUAUGUUAACUCUAAACUGAUAGAUGGCGUGAAAUAUAAAAGUAUUAACACAAUGGCCCAUAAAUCUUAUUUGAGAAAGCUUAAAGCCUUCAACAACAUCGUCCUGAAUUUUAACAGUGCAGGAGAAUGCGGUCAAUAUUUAUACAACAUGAAUUAGGCGA
Molecule: messenger RNA, 1763 nt
Organism: Drosophila arizonae
Lineage: Eukaryota; Metazoa; Arthropoda; Insecta; Diptera; Drosophilidae
Gene: Haspin
Product: haspin
Biological process (GO): protein phosphorylation; intracellular signal transduction; mitotic cell cycle
Cellular component (GO): nucleus; cytoplasm
Molecular function (GO): ATP binding; histone H3T3 kinase activity
Source: RefSeq, a predicted model, not a curated record